UUUUUAGGUUAGCUUCGAUGUUGAAAACAAAGUUUUAAUAACGAAAAAUAACUGAAUAAAAUGGAUAAUAAUACAAAUAGCCCAGAUUCUCCAGAGAUAAGGGAAGUUAAUGUAGUCCAAACGAUACAACCGAAAGAUGAGCCCCCUGCGAAGACGGCAAAAGAUCUCUUUUCUGAUUUUAAAGCUUCUGAUGAAUCUGAUUUUGGACCAAAUGAGUUUGAUGCACACAGCGAUAGCGAUUCAGACGAACCUCUGUCCAAGAAAAUUAAAAAGGCCAAAAAAGGCGAAGGGAAAAGGAAAUCUAAGGAUGCAGGAAAUUAUGACUCUGCAAAGAAAAAGAAAAAUUAUGUUCAAAAAUAUAAGAAAGAAUGGGAGUCCAUACCAGCUGUAAAACCAUGGAUAUCAGAAAGUGUUCAUGGCCCACAUUAUUUUUACUGUAGGUUUUGCAAAAAAGACUAUAAAUGUGGAAAAACAGAAGUGUUUAAACAUAUGAGUGCUAUGAAACAUAAAAAACAUCUAACCAACCCCAACCAGUCAGGACAGAAUAAGUUUAUGUUUAGAGGAUUAUUAUGCCCAGUUAUAACACCAUUUGUCAAAUCCAGAGGAAAAGAAGUGAAUUAUAAAUUAAUAACUCCUUAUGCUAAGUUUUUAAAGGCCUGUGGUGUCAAAGGAAUUUUAUUGAAUGAUGUCACUGGGGAAGGUAUGUCAUUGACACCAGAAGAAAGGAAACAGCUGGCAGAAUUUUGGUACGAAAUUUGUAAAGAAAAAAAUCAGUUUUUAAUGGUACAAGUUGGAGGAGCACCUUUGAAAAGUGUGAUAGACAUGGCCAUUCAUGCUGAAAAAUUGAAAGUAGGAGCGAUUGUUCUAAUGGCUGAUUUAUAUCAUAAACCAAAAAAUCAUCUAGAUUUAAUAAGAUAUAUCAAGAUUAUAUCAGAGUACACCGAAAAAAUUCCUAUAUUAUAUCAUCAUUAUCCAAAGUAUACUCAACUGUAUAACAUUGAUAUGACUGCAUUUUUAUUAGAUAUAACGGGGGAAGUGGAACAAUUUGUUGGUGUGAUUUAUACGACCAACGAUUUACAGGAUGGAUUAACAGCACUUACUCUAAAUCCUGAUAAAUAUGUGGUAUUUAUGGGAACUGAUGAGGUGAUGCUAGGUGCUGUAGCUAGUGGAUUUACCUGCAUUAUGGGUAACAGUAUUAACAUUUUACCUAAACUGGCUGAAUCCAUUUGCCAGUGUAUAAAAGAAGGAGAAAUAAAGAGCGCUCAGGCUUCCCAAAACCUUCUAAAGAAAGCUAUUGACAAUAUUUAUUGUAAUGGUGAUAUGGUGGCCACUCUAAAAGCUGCUAUUAGUAUAAUGACCAAUUUGGCAGUGGAAACUGUAAGGGAGCCACUGCAAACCGUAUGGGAGGGAACCAUUACGAAAAUGAAGAAUAAAUUACACGAAAUUGGAAUUAUAUAAGAUAUUUUUAUCCUAAAAUUUUCUAAGACUUUUAUAUUUUUAGUUAUAUUUAAAAGUUAAUAUAGAAUAAAUUUGUAAAUAAAGAAAAUAAUUAAGUUGUACUGGAA
This is a messenger RNA of Diabrotica balteata, 1565 nucleotides long. The record is from the annotation of a GenBank genome assembly. Lineage: Eukaryota; Metazoa; Arthropoda; Insecta; Coleoptera; Chrysomelidae.